AUGGCGGUGCUCGUGCGCGUGAAGCGGAAGCGCGACGAGCUCCCGAGCGACACGCUCAUCAUCGCGGCGCCGCGGAUGAAGCGCGAGCGGUCGACGAAGGAAAAGCUCCUGGCGGACUUCGGCGGCAUGGGCCUCGAGGCCGGCGCGCGGCCCGACGCGUCGGAGCCCGUGGAGCGGCGCUGCUUCCGGCGCCUCGAGACGCUCGACGCGGCGGCGGCCGAGGACAUGGAGCGGCGCGUCGACGGCGAGACCGCGCAGCGGCUGCUGCGGGAGGCGCGGCGCCUGCGGCGGAAGCGGCGGCCCCACGACGACGGCGGGCGGCCGUCGGAGGAGGGCCGGGCGCGCGACGACGGCGCCGCGGCCGCGCCGCCGCGGCGGCGGCGGCGGCAGACGCAGCAGCUCCGCGAGGAGCCGCCGGCGGGCGGCGGCGGUCCGAAGAUCUGGGUGGACCUGCGGGACGGCGCCCUCGAGCGGGCGGCCCCCGGCGCGCCGCCGCGGUCCGGGGGCCUCAAGAAGAACAAGACGUCUCGGUCGCUCCAGGACCUCACGGAGGCGGACGCGGGCGACGACGCGACCCUGCGGCCGUCGGCGACGACGCCGGAUCUGGGGCAGCUCCACGCGGCGACGCGGCGCAUCCUCAACCCGGCGGAGCGGCGGCUCGACGAGGCCGUCUUCGCCGCGUUCCAGGCGCCGCCGGGCGAACCCGCGGCCCGCGCGCUCGCCGCGGUGCGGGACGCGCUCGACCGCGGCGCGGGCUUCGCGCGGGCCGACUUCCGGCGCCCGAGCGACGGCACGACGCCGCUCAUGGCCGCGGCCUGGCACGGCGCCGACGGCGACGUCGCGCGGCUGCUGGGGUCGGGCGCGGACCCGCGCGUCGUCGACGCGCGCGGCAACGACGCGUCGGCCCUUGCGCACGCGCGGGGCCACCACGGCACGCGGAACCUCCUGUUGGCGGCCCAGCUCGAGCGGUCGAGCGCGCUCCGGAGCGGGUCGCGGCGCCGGAGCGAGGUCGACUUCGGGACGGACGUCGACGUCCGGGGCGCGCCGGACGACGACGACGCGUGCGUCGGGCUGCCGUUGGACGACUUCGUCUACGACGUCUACGCCUACGACGCGCGCGCCGACGACGGCGACGCCGGCGACCGUCGGCCGCCGAGCCCCAAGGACGCCUGGGCGCCCGAGUCGCUCGCCGCGUUCCCGUCGAUGGGCGACCUCUCAGCGGGCGGCGCGUCGACGCAGCUCGCGCCGCCGGCGCCGGCGCCGCCGCCGGGCGAAUUCGCGUCCGCGGACGACGACGACGACGACGACGCGCUGUCGACGCGCUGCGUCGUGUCGCCCCACCCGGACGGCCGGGCGCGCACGCUCGCGAACCGCGCGGCGGCGGCCGCGUCGCGCGCGAAGCGCGCGCCCCUCGUCGUCGGCAUCCGCCACCCGCUCCGCGACGCCCUCCGCCUGCCCCACCCGCGCGUCGACGAGCGCCUCGGCGGCGACGACAGCUCCGUGUCGUCGCUCGACGAGCGCGACGCGGGCCUCUCCGACAGCGACCGGUCCUUCGACUCGAACGACGAGCAGCACGAGGCCAACGACUACCCGGAGGGCCGCGACUCCGACGACUCCGACGACGGCCUCCACGCGCCCAACUUCGACGACGACGACGGCCGCGACCACCGCGCCUACGGCUCCGACGGCGACGACGACGACGACAGCGACGCGGACGACGGCCGCUUCCGCGCGCGGCCCAUCGACGUCGCCGACGACGACGACAUGGACGACACGCCCCUCGGCGUCGGCGCCGUCGGCUUCGGCGCGCUCCGCGCGGCGCGCAUCUCGCAGGACGACGGCUUCGACGACGACGAGCUGAGCCUCUGCAUGGCUGCCCUGGCGGAGCAAAACGCUCGUCCCCGCGUGCUCUGCCUCCACGGCAUGCAUGCCUCGACCGCUGCGUUCUUGCCCGAGGCUCGGGCGCUCAUGGGAGACCUGCCGGUCGACUGCGACGGCCCGGACCACGAUGGCAUGUGGUGGUGGCCGUCGCUCGACCACGUGCGACCCGACCCGCGCGGCGCGCUCGGCUGGGAGGAGAGCGCCGCGGCGCUCGCGCCGGCGCUGGACGCGCACGACGCGGUCCUCGGCUUCUCGCAAGGCGCCGCGAUGGCCGCGGUGCUCUGCGCGCUGCACCCGCACCGCGUGCGCUUCGGCAUCUUCGCGUGCGGCUACACGGCCGUGGGCACGGGCCUAAAGGCCCUCGCGGAGGGCGACGAGGGCCUCGGCGCGAUCGACGUGCCGUCGUUGCACAUCGUCGGCGAGCGCGACGGCGCGGUGCCGCCGGAGGCCGGCGAGCACCUCGCAUCGCGGUUCAAAGACCCGGUGCGCCUCGAGGCGCUCGUGUUCGGCGGUCAGAACGGGGCGGCUCGGAACGAGGCCUCGGCCUGCGGCGGCGGGCGCGCGAGGGCGGAGUCGAACGAAAUUAUCCUCUACGACCCGAGCCUCAUGGCGCGCAUCAACCACCUCGUCUUCGGCGGCAUCCUCACGCUCUUCUCGCCGGGCGAGCCGGCGCUUUUGGAGGACAACGUGCCGACGCUCGUGUCCUACUUCGACUCCGCGAGCCUGCUGGCGGCCGGCGUCGUCUCGCGCCACUGGCACUCGAUCGCGACCGCGGACCAGUUCUGGCGCGUCAUCGUCCGCGAGGACUACUCGCUGGACCCGGCGUGCAUCGAUCCGCCGCCGCGGCCGGUCAAGGCGCUCUGGCUCAAGAUGCGCCGCGCGUUCCGGAGCCUCCUCGCCGCGGACGCCGCGCCGCCGCCGGCCUGCGCGCAGCCGCUCCCGGUCUUGCCCGACCGCAUCGUCGUGCACUGA
Molecule: messenger RNA, 2853 nt
Organism: Aureococcus anophagefferens
Lineage: Eukaryota; Pelagophyceae; Pelagomonadales; Pelagomonadaceae
Exons: 5
Coding region: 1-2853 (950 amino acids)
Cellular component (GO): cytoplasm; nucleus
Molecular function (GO): protein binding
Source: RefSeq, a predicted model, not a curated record